GGACAGCUGAUCCUGGCAGCCCUGUAUGGCGUUCCCUGUCCAGGUCAUCUGCAGGGCAUUUCGCACUGUUGGAUUAGUUCUCUUGUAUUAUGUCUUCUCUAUAGGCAUCACCUUCUAUAACAAAUGGCUAAUGAAGGAUUUCCACUAUCCCCUCUUCAUGACCUUAGUUCAUCUCGCGCUCAACUUUUGCCUGUCGGCCCUGACGCGAUGGGCCAUGCAGUGCUGGACAGGGAAACCCCGCAUCAUCCUGGGCUGGACAGAUUACAUCUAUAAAGUGGCUCCCACAGCCGUAGCAACAGCACUGGAUAUCGGGCUUUCCAACUGGAGCUUCCUCUUCAUCACCAUAAGCUUGUACACCAUGACCAAAUCUUCAGCAGUGCUCUUCAUCCUCUUCUUCUCUCUGGUUUUUAAACUAGAGGAGCCUAACCCAUACCUGAUCCUGGUGGUCCUGCUGAUCUCCUCCGGUCUUUUCAUGUUUACAUUCGAGUCGACGCAGUUCAACCUCGAGGGCUUCACCAUGGUGCUCAUGGCGGCCUUCAUAGGGGGGAUCCGCUGGACCCUCACUCAGGUCCUCAUGCAGAAAGCAGAGCUGGGUCUUCAGAACCCAGUAGAUACCAUGUACCACCUCCAGCCUGUCAUGUUCCUCUGCCUCUUUCCCCUCUUCCUGUAUAAUGAAGCAUUGAGCCUCAGUACCUCAGAGAAGUUAUUCCGGGCGUCAGGGCCCUCACCUCUCCUCCAUUCGCUCUUCUUUCUGAGCAUCGGCGGCGUGCUGGCCUUCGGUUUGGGCUUCUCAGAGUUCCUGCUAGUCGCCCGAACCUCCAGCCUCACUUUAUCCAUAUCAGGGAUCUUUAAGGAGGUGUGCACUCUGCUUCUGGCAGCAGCUCUGAUGGGAGAUAAAAUGAGCAUGUUAAAUUGGCUGGGAUUCAUCGUGUGCCUGUGUGGCAUUUCAUUACACGUGGGACUCAAGACAUAUUAUUCCAAAAAUAAGGGCCCUUCUUUAAGGCAGCUCAGUAGCAAGAGCCCGGAGCUCGAGCUGCCGUUACUGCGGCAGAACGGGGACGAAAGAGAAGAAUCGCCCGCCGAUGACGAAGACGAGGAGCAAGAAAUCACUCUGCACUGCUCCACUUGUAUCAUGUCUCCUCACCUCCUAGCUUCAUCAUCAUCCCCAUCAUCAUCAUCUAUGCUAAUGCUGUGUUUCCUGCUCAGUGUGCUGCUGCUGUCCUCAGGGGUUGAUGGCCAAGCCCCACACCAGCGUCCUGUUCCUGUUUCUACACCAGAGGAGAGGACAGGGCCAGCUUUGAUGGAUGAAGGGGGGCAGCUGGAGAGAGGGACGGACGGAGGGCAAGAGGAUAGGAACAUGAAAGACGCUGCUUGUCGCCUUAAGCUGACAGUCCUGUCUGAGGACAGACUGCAGAUGAAAUGGAAGGAGGCUGAUGGACCCGUUCAGGGCUACAAGGUCCGAGUGAGACCCAUCUCAGAGGUGCCACAGCCAGAGCUCAUGCUGACCACCACAAGGGGACGGGCGACAGUGGCAGGACUGGACUCCAGUCAGGAAUACACCCUCCAAGUCCUCGUUCUCAAUGGGACCACAGAGAAACUUCUGGCAAAGCGGCGAUUCACCAUGGAAAGUCUGCGGGAGGAGGAGAUGAUCCGCAGCGGCAGCCGAGAGAAGAAGAAGAUGUUGCCGGGCGGCUCUGGGUCGGGAGACCUGGACGAUGUGACGGAGGCUCUGCUGGGCCUGCCCACAAUCCUCUACCCGGACCCCAUGACAACCACCACUACCGCUAUCCCAGACGACGCCCUGGAGAAAACCCCCAAAGAGAAGAGGAAGAGGAAGAAAGACAGAGAGCGGGAUCGUUCGAAGGGGGAGAACAAGGAGGAGCAGGGGACGACGCAGGGCAAGCCUGCCGAGGAGAAACCCCGGAAGACACCCUUCCCUACCCAGCCGGUUACAGGUAUGUCUCCAAGGAGACCGUUCACAUGCGAAAGCGAUGGAGCGGCGGACAUCAUGUUGCUGGUGGACGGCUCCUGGAGCAUCGGACGCACCAACUUCAGACGGGUCAGAGACUUCUUGGAGGGUCUGAUAACACCCUUCCACAUCGGGCCGGAUCACAUUCAGAUCGGUCUGACCCAGUACAGUGGAGACCCCCGGACAGAGUGGCACCUCAACAACUUCACCACUAAAGAUCAGCUGCUGGAGGCAGUCAGGAAUUUCAGAUAUAAAGGCGGAAACACUUUUACAGGCCAGGCGCUGCUCCACAUCAUGGAGGAGAACAUGAGGACAGAGUCGGGUGCGAGGUUAGACACGCCGUUUUUCCUGGUGCUCUUGACGGAUGGGAAAUCGCAGGAUGAUGCCAUUGCGGCAGCAAACCGGCUGAAGAAUGCUGGCGUGGAGAUCAUCGCUGUAGGUGUGAAGAAUGCUGAUGAAGCAGAGUUGAGACAAGUGGCGUCUGAACCGGUGGAUCUGAAUGUCUACAACGUGAACGACUUCCCUCUGCUCAGCAAACUAGUGGCACGACUGGUUCACAUCCUGUGUGGGAGGAUAGAGGAUCGAGGCCUCACAAAACGGAUGGAUCCUGGACCAACAGCUGACCCGGCCCUCUCCUACCCCAGUCCUUCUGACCUCCGCUUCUCUGACCUGGCCUCCAGAGAGGUGAAGCUACACUGGACUAAUCCUGCUAAGCCGGUCCAGCAGUACAGAGUGGUGUACCACAGCGCAGAGGGUCAGAGUCCGCAGGAGGUGGUGGUUACUGGCUCUGAGUCCACUGUCCUACUGGAAGGCCUGUCCUCUCAGACGCUGUACCACGUGUCCAUCUUCCCCGUGUACGAACACAACGUCGGCCUGGCACUCAGAGGAACCGUCACUACAUUGCCGCUAGCCAUGCCCGCCAACCUGGAGGUGACUCCUUCCUCUUACAGCACACUGCGAGUGAGUUGGGGUGCAGCACCGGGCGCGACACAGUACAUGAUCCUGUACUCGGCGCUCAACCACGGAGAGCCUGACGAUGCCAAAGAGGAGAAAUUCAGUGCAGACCAUACAGUGGUGGAGCUGGCAGGGUUACUGCCAGAAACAGACUACUCUGUCACUCUUUAUGCCCUCUAUGAGGAGGAUCCCAGCGAACCUGUCACUGCUGUUGCCACCACACUCCCCCUCCCAGCUCCGAUGAGGCUUAAAUUCCCGAUGGUCACCCACAGUGUGCUGAGGGUAAGCUGGGUGCCCGGGGCUGUGGAUGUCCCCGGCCAUCGAAUCACCUACAGCACUAACCACGGCAGUGACGUCAAGCAGGUGGAGGUUACAGGAAUGAACUCCGUGCUGGUGCAGAACCUGUCCUCUCUAUCCAGAUACCUGGUGUCUGUCCAGUCUCACUACCCACAAGGCCUGUCUACAGCGCUCACCAGUAACAUCACCACACUGAAGGUGCCCUCCCCUUCAGACCUCAGGGUGACAAAUUUCUCAGGCAGUGACAUCACCGUGCGCUGGGAGGCCGCAGCUGAUGACGUUGUCUCCUACCUCAUCAAGUGGAUCUCCCUCAGUGGAGGAGACCUGAGACAGUUGAGGGUGAGCGGUGAGAGUGAGGGGGCCAUCUUGGAGGGUGUGGAGGAUGAUAAGGAAUACCAGGUCUCUCUGUCUGGGCUGUAUGGAGACGGAGCUCAGAGUGAAGCUGUGGCCAUACGCUACAGCACCUUGUCUGGCGGAGGCCCGUCCAGCGUGUCAGUCUCAGAGGAGACCGCAGUCAGCCUCGUCAUCAGCUGGGUUCCCCCCAACGCUCACGUCCUGCAGUACCGCGUGUCUUACACUGCACUGACUGGAGCAGAAAACCAGGACAGCACUGUAUUGGUUCCAGGUGGUGAUAAGCAGGUGGUGUUAGAAUCAUUACAGCCAGACACACGGUACAGCAUCCUGGUUACUGCAGAGUAUCGCAACAGAGAAGGAGGCAGCGGUUCAGCUCAGGGAAAAACCACCAGCCUGAGGGUAAGCAGUGUGAGCGUGGUCAGGUCAGACCACUCCAGUAUAUGUCUGUCUUGGAGACCAGUGUCAGCUGUCGAUGGAUAUCGUAUUGUCAUCCAAUCCGUUAAAGGCAAGGACACAAAGGAAGAGACAGUCGAUGAGUCCAGCAGCAGUCACUGUUUCACUGAUCUGGAAUCAGAGACCUUGUAUCGCAUCAGCGUGCACUCGCUUCUCGGCUCAGCAGAGGGCGCUGCCGUCUCCAUCCUGCAUCCAACAGCCACAGCUCCAGUCAGAAUUCCAAUCCAUCCCCGGAUGUACCCUAUCCACAACGAAGUCUGUCCUGAAGUAAACAUCAGAAACAGCAUUGUUACAGGGUUUGACAUGAUGGAAGCGUUUGGUCUGACUCAGAGAGCUCACUCGUCUGUGGAGGGCGUGGCGGCCGAGCCUUUUGUCUUCAACACGCUCCCCACCUACACUGUGUACAGAGACGUCCAACUGACGCAGAGCACCAAGUUCAUCCACCCUGCAGGUUUCUCUCCAGAGCACACCAUCAGCAUCGCCUUCCGCCUGUUGCAGGAAACACCCAGGGAACCGUUCGCCCUCUGGCAGCUCACUGACAAUGACUUCCAGCCCAUGAUGGGAGUGGUGCUCGAUCCUACUACCAAGCAUCUGGUGUACUUCAGUCUGGACUACCGAGGAGAGGUUCAGAAACUGACCUUUGACCAGUCGCAGGUCCAGAGGCUGUUCUACGGCAGUUUUCACAAGAUUCACCUGUCUGUCAGCCAGGUGGGCGUGUCCCUGUCUGUGGACUGCCAGCGUGUAGGCGAGAGGCCCGCUCGCCCUCUAGGUAACGUACCGACCGACGGAUUUGAGAUGCUGGGGAAGCUGGUGAAGACCAGAGGACCUAACAGUGGAUCUGCUCCGUUCCAGCUGCAGUCCUUUGAGAUUGUCUGUAACAACACAUGGGCUUUAGAGGACACCUGCUGUGACCUGCCUGGACUGAGAGAUGAGGAGAGCUGUCCUGCCCCAGCGUACACCUGCACCUGCACCUCCGACAUCCCCGGAGCUCCUGGUUUCCCCGGGCCAACUGGAAAGCCGGGUCCUCGUGGUGAGAAAGGCGAGAAAGGAGAGCAAGGGCAUAAGGGGGAGAUGGGUCCUCCAGGAAAGUCUGGAUUUGAGGGAGGUCUUGGACCCGCGGGCAACGCAGGGCCGCGAGGGAUGGUUGUGCAAGGCAAAGUGGGUCCACCUGGUGCAAGGGGGGAAAAGGGACUUCCUGGGCGACCCGGAGUCCAGGGUUUACCAGGACCUCCAGGCCCAAAAGGGGGAGAGGGGGUCCCAGGCCCUAAGGGCAUUAGGGGGGUCGAAGGUAGCAUUGGAGGACCGGGCAUCACUGGACCCAGAGGUUUCCAAGGAAUGCCAGGACACCCAGGGACCACAGGGGAGAGGGGCCCCUCAGGAUCUGUGGGACCUAUCGGUCUGGCAGGGACUAAAGGGGAACGAGGAGAGAAGGGGGAACCUCAGUCCAUGGCCGUGAUCUACCAGCUGGUCACACAGGCCUGUGAACAACUCGUGCAUAUGGAGGUGUUGAAGCUGGACAAGUUCAUUAAUGAGGUAAAUCGUAAGCCGGCUCCUAUUGAGGAACCAGUGGGGCCCCCGGGGGAACCUGGUAUACCAGGGCCCAAGGGUCCACCAGGCCCCAGGGGCACCCAAGGCGAUGUCGGCUCAAGAGGGAGACCUGGCAGGACUGGAUAUCCAGGAGAACAGGGACAGAGAGGGGUGCUAGGGGAGAAAGGUGCCUUGGGCACCAAUGUCCAUGGCCCCACAGGGGUCAAAGGAUUUGCAGGUCUUCCAGGUGAGGCCAAGCUGGGAAGCCCAGGUCCCAAAGGAGAAGAUGGUAAAACAGGACCGCAAGGGAUCCCCGGACCUCCUGGCCAGACGGGUGAGAUCGGACCCCCGGGUGCGUGUGACAGCAGUGGAGGCUGUCAGAACAUUGCCCAGCAACCAGAAGACCCAUAUUACGGCUACCAGCCUUGAGUGGAUAUUGACGAACCAGGCAGCAGCGGUGAGGUGACGGCUGACAUCCGUUUGAAAUGACUCCUUUGAAGCUGAAUGACAGACUGGGAAUGGAGCUGGAAGAAAAAAAACAUGACUGAAGAGGCUUGGUGUGCUGAAACUGCCACUGACUGAUGCAGGUCUUAACACAAGCUUCAUCUUCUGUGUGGACAGGAAACAGUACAAGAAGGAUCUCCGUCUGUCUUCUUGUUACAGUGUUCUUUCACAUUAAACGGCUGAGAGAUGUAGGAAAGUAGGAAUCUUUCUAAUAUAGAAUAGCAUUGUGAUAAACAGGUAGUAUCAUUAAGGAAAAUAUUUUCCCAGUGGGAUUAGAUUAUUAUAAACCAUAUUCGCACUGAAACCUUUUGUUACUAUGUUUAUGUAUUCAUGCACUGUAUCAAUGCCAAGUAGUUUAGCCAUGUGUGUUAUUUGUACCUGUUUCAUUUGCCAUUGCUAACC
Messenger RNA from Scomber scombrus (Atlantic mackerel), 6460 nucleotides. Its product is annotated as collagen alpha-1(XX) chain-like. The coding region runs from base 26 to 5983 and encodes 1985 amino acids. The record is from RefSeq and is a predicted model, not a curated record. Lineage: Eukaryota; Metazoa; Chordata; Actinopteri; Scombriformes; Scombridae. Gene Ontology annotation, molecular function: protein binding. The transcript is spliced from 51 exons.